AUGAGCAACAGGUUUAUGCAUUUAACUAACUACAGCGUAAACAAGGAGAGUACAUCUUUUGUGAGAAGUCAGAAUCCAGACGCUGAAGACUGUGGCAGUCAAUGGAGCUUCAGUGGUCUGUUGCGUUACUUAAAUAAGAACUGUAAGGACACACCAACCCUCAUCUCCAAUAUAGAGGAUCUUGUCAUCAAGACAAUUAUUUCCGCAGAAGAAACAAUCACCACGUCAUGCAGAUAUACACCUCACAAAAUAAACUGUUUUGAACUCUAUGGCUUUGAUGUAUUGAUCGAUGAGAACCAGAGUCCCUGGCUCCUGGAGGUUAACACGUCUCCAUCUGUAACUUGUGAUGAUUUCCUCAAUUUAAAAAUCAAGAGCAAUUUGACUGCAGAUAUGCUUUCUUUAGUCGGUGUGAAGUGUAAGAAUCCUGUGGAGAAAAAAGAAAAACUUACCAUAGCUAACGCAUACAAUUAG
Molecule: messenger RNA, 471 nt
Organism: Pelobates cultripes (western spadefoot toad)
Lineage: Eukaryota; Metazoa; Chordata; Amphibia; Anura; Pelobatidae
Source: the annotation of a GenBank genome assembly